Messenger RNA from Verticillium alfalfae VaMs.102, 1614 nucleotides. Its product is annotated as MFS hexose transporter. Gene Ontology annotation, biological process: carbohydrate transport; transmembrane transport. The coding region runs from base 1 to 1614 and encodes 537 amino acids. Gene Ontology annotation, cellular component: membrane. The transcript has 3 exons. NCBI's taxonomy places the organism in Eukaryota, Fungi, Ascomycota, Sordariomycetes, Glomerellales, Plectosphaerellaceae. Gene Ontology annotation, molecular function: carbohydrate:proton symporter activity. The record is from RefSeq and is a predicted model, not a curated record.
AUGGUACCCAAGCUGAAGACUGACCAGCAAGUGGCGGACAACAUUCAGAUUGCCCAGGCCGAAGCACCUCGUUUUGAGAAGGUUCAAUGGACAAAGGAACCCCAUCUACGCAAGCUCUACUUCCUCACUAUCUUCCUCAUGGUAGCAUCCGCGACCACUGGCUACGAUGGGAUGCUCGUCAAUACCUCACAGAUGAUGAAGCAGUUCGAGGAUUAUUUCGGAGAAGGCGUCACCAACAACAACAAACUGGGCAUUCUCAUCAACAUGUUCAACAUUGGUAGCAUCAUUUCGUUCUUCAUCACUCCCUACAUUGCGGAUCACUAUGGUCGCAAGACUGCCAUUUUCAUCGGCUGCUUGUUCAUGAUCCUUGGAGGAUUCUUGGGCGCCUUCUCGAAUGGCUGGGGCAUGUACAUUGGUGGUCGUUUUGUUCUUGGUUUUGGCAACUCUCUGGCACAGAUGUCGUCCCCUCUCCUUCUCACUGAGAUCUGUCACCCUCAGCACCGCGGCCCUGUCACGGCAGUGUACAACUGUCUCUGGAAUCUAGGCUCUCUUAUUGUCUCUUCGAUAGGCUGGGGUACAGCUUAUAUUGAUGGCAAUUGGUCGUGGCGUUCCAUCACUCUACUUCAGAUCACCCCAUCUGUCAUGCAGAUUUGCGGUCUGUGGUGGAUCCCCGAGUCGCCGCGUUACCUAAUGAACAUGGACCGCCACGAAGAUGCCCUGGCCAUGUUGACCAAGUGGCACGGAGGAGGAGAUGUCAACAACUCUACCGUCCAAUUCCAGUACCGGGAAAUCAAGGAAACGAUGCGCUUGGAGAAGGAAGCAGACAAGGCCACCACGUACGCCGAUUUCCUCAGGACCAAGGGGAACCGGUGGCGGUUGGCCAUUAUCAUCUCUCUCGGUAUCAUUUCCCAGUACUCUGGUAACGCGCUCUUUUCGAACUACAUGAACACCAUCUACGAAGGUGCUGGGAUUACGAACCAGAACCAGAAGCUCGCCAUGUCGACCGGCAAGGCGGUUCUUGACCUUGGUUGUGCCAUCGCCGCUGCGCUGACGGUUGAUUACUUUGGACGCCGGCCCCUCUUCCUGGUCUCCAUCACGGGCAUGGUUGUCAACUUUGUUUGCUGGACAAUCACCGGUGCGAUCUACGAGAACUCGAACGAGACUAACUCGGCUGCUGGAUACACUCAGCUCGUCUUCAUCUGGAUCUUCGGCAUCUUCUAUGAUAUCGGUUUCUCAGGUCUUCUCAUCGCCUACGCCCUCGAGGUCUUGCCUUUCCACCUUCGCGCUAAGGGCAUGAUGAUCAUGAACAUUACCGUCCAGGCCAUCCUGGCUCUCAGCAACCAAACCAACAAGAUCGCCUGGGACAACCUCCCCAACCACUGGAACUUCAUGUUGUUCUACACGCUCUGGGAUUUCUGCGAGCUCGUCUUUGUGUAUUUCUUCUACGUCGAGACCAAGGGUCCGACCCUCGAGGAGAUUGCUCGUAUCUUUGACGGCGACGAUGCCAUUGCCCACGUCGACAUGAACCAGGUCGAGAAGGAGAUUCACGCGGGCGAGCACCUUGAAGAUGACAUCAACAUUCACGCCGUCGGCAAUGAAAAGUCGCGUGUUUGA